Lepidothrix coronata (blue-crowned manakin) is the source of this 1050-nucleotide messenger RNA. RefSeq lists its product as uncharacterized. The transcript has 5 exons. The record is from RefSeq and is a predicted model, not a curated record. Bases 1 to 822 code for a protein of 273 amino acids. Lineage: Eukaryota; Metazoa; Chordata; Aves; Passeriformes; Pipridae.
AUGCCCUCAGGCAGCGCCUUCCCGGCCGCUCCCACCGAGCGCCGCGAGAUGGCAGCGCCGGCCGCCGCCGCCGCCCCGCCCGCCCCUGCCCUGCCCUUCCCCUCCCGCGGCUGCGGUGGGGAAGACGGUGAGAGGGCGAGAAGGGCUGGGGAGGCGGGGAAGGAGAGAAAAUGGCCGCCGCUGGUGGGGAGGGAGGGCGGUCCGUCAGCGCACCUGAGGGAGAGGGGCUGCGCGUGGAGGAGCGUGUGGGGCAAAAGACCAGCGGGCGGGAAGUAUAAGGCUGCAGAUCAAGGUUUCCAUCAACAGAGAAAAGGAUGGUGUAGAGAGCCCAGCAUAUCACGAUUCAGUGCAACAGAGAGACAGGGUCAGUUAUUAAACCAUCGUCAGCCUGCAGGGUUUUCAGCAUUUGAGGGACCUUCCUGGUUCUGCCAUUUCUUAAAAACCCAGUUCACUGAUGAGAAGUUUCAAGUACAGCUUGGCAAAUCCAGAGGAUGCUGGGGGAAGCAGCUGAUACAAUUCACAUGUUCACUCAUCUGCUGCAUAUGGAAUAUAAGGAAGAGGAGUCCAACAAAAGCUGCUCUCUGCUUUCCAGGGAAUGAACACGCAGGGGGAAGUGGAGUCCUUUCUUCUCCUGCUCCUCCUGUCUGCUCUCUGCCUGUCCACUGUCAGUCCAAAAGGCCAGGGGUCCAGCUACCCCUGCAUCUCAGGCUCACUCUCACACUUUUGAGUCACUACUCUGAACUACUUGAUAGAAUGCCAGCAAACAGAAUGCCAGAGGGGAAAGAUAGUGUGAGAAGUGGGGUGAGAGAAAUUAAAUUAUGAAUCUCAUUCAGUUUCUCAUUUUUGCAUCUUUUGCCCAGCUCUCCUCCGUAAGAGUAUGUAACAGACCAAAUUUAGAGCCUCCAGAUUGCAAUCAAAUCCAUUCAGCACAGGGAUGUGAAAUUCCUUUGGUGUGAGUGAGGCUGAAUUCCUGAGGCAUCACAUGGAUUUUCAGAGUGGUGGGGGAAGGCGUGCGACUGUCACCCUCGGUGGCACCCACGGACCCGGAGC